AUGGAGCGGCUGAAAGCUGGUUACGAGAAGUUCAGGGAGGCCAAAGGCCAUCUUCUGACCGAGGCUGCCGAGGCCGCCGUACCAGUGAUGCAGAAGUUCAUGCCAGCCGUGCACGGGCGGCAGCACACCAUUGCCGGCCGCGGCCCUGUCAGUCGUUCCGUGACAGAGCUGCGUCAGAUCAGCGAGGGCGGCUUUGCUUUCGUCUGGCUCGUCCAGGAUGCCCGAAGCAAUGAGGAGCUGGUCCUGAAAAAGAUCCGCUGUCAGGACAAGUCGUCUUUUGCCAUGGCAAGGCGUGAAGUUCAGCUGCUGGAGAGACUACCGCAGCAUCCAAACUUGGUCCAGUACUAUGGCGACAUUAUCUUGACGGAGGGAAAGACCAGAGAGGUCGGCCUGCUCUUUGAGUUCUGCUCAGGGGGGCACCUCCUACAUUUCCUCGACAAGCACGAGGGGAAGCUCUCCGAGAAGCUGAUUGUCCAGACCUUGUCUGAAGUGGUGGCGGGCGUCGCCGUGCUGCACAGCUUUCUGCCUCCGGUACAACAUCGCGACUUAAAGGUCGAGAACGUGCUUCGAGGCAGCGAUGGGCACUGGAAGCUCCUAGACUUCGGAUCAUGGAGCGAUGAGUGCCUCGAGCCAGGGACCAUGGACAAGCCCGCGCUGUCGGCCCUCCAGGAGCAGAUAGACAAGUACACCACGAUGAUCUACCGUCCACCGGAGAUGGUUGACUUCUACGCCGAGUUUCCGAUUUCUGAGAAGGUCGACGUGUGGAUGAUCGGCUGCAUCCUCUACACCUUGAUGUUCUACAGGCAUCCCUUUCAAGAUGAAUCGCCUUUGGCCAUUGCCAAUGCUCGUUUCCCCUGGCCGUCCAUGCCGGAGCACUCCGACAAGCUGCGAGAUCUCACGCAUUGGCUCCUGGCAAGGGACCCCAGCCACCGCCCGGACACGGUCACACUCCUGUCGCUUCUCCUUUGCUUCGACGAAGCCGAGGUAAACCCGCCCCGACCCGUUCUCGAGAAGUCAGAGAGAAUUCGGCGGCUUUACGAGCCCACGGGGAAGUCUUGCCGAGAGCCGGCGUCGCCGGUGUCGCCGAGAGUGGGCGACACAGGCAGCAGCGAUGCCGUGGCCGGCGACGGUGAGAGGAAGCGGUCCAAAUCGCACAAGCACCGGCAGGCCUCCAAGAAGAAGGCCGAGAGGGGACUCUACAGAUAG
Symbiodinium natans is the source of this 1206-nucleotide messenger RNA. Lineage: Eukaryota; Dinophyceae; Suessiales; Symbiodiniaceae. The record is from the annotation of a GenBank genome assembly.